This is a messenger RNA of Arabidopsis thaliana (thale cress), 1311 nucleotides long. RefSeq names its product proteophosphoglycan-like protein. Bases 285 to 920 code for a protein of 211 amino acids. The transcript has 2 exons. NCBI's taxonomy places the organism in Eukaryota, Viridiplantae, Streptophyta, Magnoliopsida, Brassicales, Brassicaceae. The record is from RefSeq and is marked reviewed.
UCGAGGGUUACGUGUCAUAUGCCUACUACUGACAUCACUUGCGUCUUCCUUUUCUCUUGUCCUCUUUCGUAAUCAUUAAAGUAAGUACCUUUUAAAAAAAAUAAAGAAACCAACGGUGGGAGAGGAAGCAGAGAGAGAGAAAAUAAAAAAAACAGAAAACGAGAAAACCAGAGAUUCAUCAAUUCAUUGAUUCUUUAGUUCUUCUUCGUCCGUCUAACCUUAGAAACUUAUAGCUACAGCGAGAGAAGACGAAGAAGAAUAAGAAUAAGAAGAAAGAAAAUUGAAUGGCGGCAAGAGCCAACAACAAAUACACCUCUAUCAACUUCAACCACAUCCUUCACAAAGAUCCUCCUUCAUCUUCUUCAUCUUCCUCCUCUGCUUCUUAUUCCUCCGUCGCUCGUUCCAAUGGCCGUAUGCUCGUCCUCACCAAAUCUUCCCCCAAACCUCUAAGAUCUCCCUCCGCUGCUCCCACCACCACUACGACCGCACCUCCUAUCUCUACAGCUCCGAGGAUUCCUUCAAAUCAAGCCAUCUCUGAUCCAGAUCCGAGUCAGAUCUCUCUUCGUCCCUUAGGUCAUACAGGAUCUAGUUCCUCGCUUUCUUUUCCAAUUCGGACUCCUGAAAUCAACAAGGCUCCGGAGGUAAAUGCUCCAACUCCGGUUUCAUUGUCCCCGAAACCUGAUCGGUUCGUGCCGCCGCAUCUUAGGCCAGGUUUUGUUCGGAAAGACGAGAAACCUGGACUCAACUCUUCUCGAGUUAGAGAUCCGAAUCCGAAUCUGAAUCAGAGAUUGCCUAACCAGGAACAGCCACGGCAGGAAUAUUUCGGUUAUGGACAGCCCGGACGGCCCAAAUCGGGCGGGUAUGAGAGGAUCCGUACGGAUCCGAGAAUAACCGGAAACCGACCCGGCACCUCCGGAUGAUGAGCUUGCUGGGAUGAUGCCUAGUUAACUCACUCGAUGAUGGAGGUGGAACUUUACUUACUUCUGAACGUUGAAAACAGUGACUUGUCAUUUCUCACUUCUUUUGAUCAAACCAGAGAUUAUCAAAGACCAACCCCCAAGAUUCAGUAGAUUUGUAGAAGAAUGUUGUUUUGGGAUCAGGCUGGGUGAUACUAUGACACAAAUAACACUUGUUCUCUUACUUGUCUCACUCAUGUUUCAAAAACUUUGUUUAUGUAACUAUAAUUCUGUUAUAGCACGUGUUGUUUAGGUAUUAAUCUAUAGAUUCUAUUACCAUUUGGUUUAUAAGAAAAACAUUUGUUUCUGGAUGUAUGUUUCAGCAAAAGAAAUUUCCACUUUUGUUUAUUUCACC